AUGCAGGGCAACGACCAGAAAAGUCCUUUGGGAGACGCAGCCCUCAAAAAGAGUCAUAAGGGAGACGCAGGGUGCGCCAGGAAUUUCCUAAGGGAGGAGCGUCCUAAGGGAGAUGCAGGGAGACGACCAGAAGCGUCCUUCGGGAGAUACAGCCGGCAAAAAGCGAUUUUCCAAAAAGAGGUCUCCAUGCUUUCUGAGGGAGGUAUCCAGGUUCCUAUCCUUCCUAAGGGAGGCAAGAUAGUCACACAGUUGCUCAUAAGGAGCAUCCUAAGGGAGAUGCAGGCUGACAACCAAAAGCGUUCUACGGGAGACGCAACCCACAAAAAAGCGUCCUUAGGGAGACGCAGGGUGCACCAGGAAUUUCCUGAGGGAGGUCUCCAUGCUUCCUAA
Molecule: messenger RNA, 390 nt
Organism: Prunus armeniaca (apricot)
Lineage: Eukaryota; Viridiplantae; Streptophyta; Magnoliopsida; Rosales; Rosaceae
Source: the annotation of a GenBank genome assembly